Hibiscus syriacus is the source of this 759-nucleotide messenger RNA. RefSeq names its product formin-like protein 7. The transcript has a single exon. The coding region runs from base 1 to 759 and encodes 252 amino acids. The record is from RefSeq and is a predicted model, not a curated record. Lineage: Eukaryota; Viridiplantae; Streptophyta; Magnoliopsida; Malvales; Malvaceae.
AUGGUUUUCGCUUCUUUACGGAAGAGAAAGAGGAAACACAAGUCAAAAGACCACGAACAUCAGCAAGAUUUACCUUUGCAUUCUUCAACCGAGCCACCGCCCUAUUAUUCUACCAGCAUACGACCAACGUCGCCGGCACCUCCUCCACCACCGCCGCCUCCUCCACCACCCUCUUUCUUUCAAAAAUACAAUCUCUUCAGAAAGGGCAGCAAAAGCAAAAAAAUACAUUCUGUUCCUACGCCCCCGCCUCCACCGCCAACAGCAGCAUUUUCGUUUUCAAAACGAUCAUCUAAGCAAAACAGCCAGAUCCCGCCACCACCAACACCGCCAACUGAACCUUCAAGCAAACGAACUACGGCUAACAACGGCAAAUCCCCAUUGCCUACAAAAGCAAAUACUAUUAGUUAUUAUGACGAAAACGUGAACAGCGGCGGACAGUCACCGUUAAUUCCGGUGCCCCCACCUCCACCACCAUUUAAGAUGGCAGAUUUGAAGUUCGUGAUUCGUGGGGAUUUUGUUAAGAUACGAAGCAGUCCUAGCUCACGGUGUAGCUCUCCCGACUUGGAAGAAAUUGAUGUUUCUUCAAGCAAAGAUGAAACGGAAACAACCAGCAUGACGGAGGGUGAUGAUGUGGUUGGAGUUGCAGGCGUCCCAGUGUGUUGUCCCAGUCCCGAUGUUAACGCUAAAGCUGAGACCUUCAUUGCCAGACUCCGGGGCGGAUGGAAAUUGGAGAAGAUAAACUCCAUUAAAGAGAAGUAA